CGGGCCCCCGCCGGCGGCGGACAUGGAGUUCGCCGAGCUCAUCAAGACGCCGCGGGUGGACAACGUGGUGCUGCACCGGCCCUUCCACCCGGCCGUCGAGGGCACCCUGUGCCUCACGGGCCACCACCUGAUCCUGUCCUCGCGGCAGGACAGCGCCGAGGAGCUCUGGCUGCUGCACGCCAACAUCGACGCCAUCGACAAGCGGUUUGUUGGACCUCUGGGUACAAUCAUCAUAAAAUGUAAAGAUUUUCGAAUUAUUCAGUUGGAUAUUCCUGGAAUGGAGGAAUGUUUGAAUAUAGCCAGUUCCAUUGAAGCCUUGUCCACCCUGGACUCCAUCACGUUGAUGUACCCGUUCUUUUACCGGCCCAUGUUUGAGGUGAUAGAGGACGGCUGGCACUCUUUCCUGCCUGAGCAAGAGUUUGAGCUCCACUCUGCUGCUACCAGUGAAUGGAGGCUAAGCUGUGUCAACAAGGAGUUCGCGGUCUGCCCCUCUUACCCGCCCGUCGUCCUCGUCCCCAAGUCCAUCGACGACGAGGCACUUCGGAAGGUAGCUGCCUUUCGCCAUGGCGGCCGCUUCCCUGUGCUCAGCUACUACCAUAAAAAGAACGGAAUGGUCAUCAUGCGAAGCAGCCAGCCCCUCACGGGCACAAACGGAAGGCGGUGCAAGGAAGACGAGAAGCUGAUAAACGCCACCCUCAGGGCAGGCAAGCGCGGCUAUAUAGUGGACACCCGGGCCCUCAACGUGGCCCAGCAGGCCCGGGCCAGAGGGGGCGGCUUCGAGCAGGAAGCUCACUAUCCCCAGUGGAGGCGGAUCCACAAGUCCAUUGAGAGGUAUCACGUUCUGCAGGAGAGCCUCGUCAAACUUGUAGAAGCUUGUAACGACCAGACACAUAACAUGGACCGAUGGCUCAGCAAACUGGAGGCAUCCAACUGGCUGACGCACAUCAAAGAGAUCCUGACCACCGCCUGCCUCGCAGCCCAGUGUGUGGACAGGGAAGGAGCAUCCGUCUUGAUUCACGGAACAGAAGGAACUGAUUCUACGCUUCAGGUAACCUCCCUGGCCCAGAUCAUCUUGGAACCAAGAAGCAGGACCAUCCGUGGCUUUGAGGCCCUCGUGGAGAGAGAGUGGCUGCAGGCCGGCCACCCGUUCCAGCAGCGCUGCGCGCAGUCGGCCUACUGCAGCAGCAGGCAGAAGUGGGAGUCGCCCGUCUUCCUCCUCUUCUUGGACUGUGUGUGGCAGAUCCUUCGGCAGUUCCCGUGUUCUUUCGAAUUUAAUGAGAAUUUCCUUAUCCUGCUCUUUGAGCACGCUUACGCCUCACAGUUUGGAACAUUUCUGGGCAACAAUGAAAGUGAAAGAUGUAAGUUGAAGCUCCAGCAGAAAACGAUGUCUCUGUGGUCCUGGGUCAAUCAGCCCAGCGAGCUGAGCAGACUCACCAACCCUCUCUUUGAAGCCAACAACCUUGUCAUCUGGCCGUCGGUGGCCCCGCAGAGUCUUCAGCUGUGGGAGGGUAUCUUCCUGCGCUGGAAUCGAUCCUCCCGGCAUUUGGAUGAAGCAUAUGAGGAAAUGGUUAACAUCAUAGAAUAUAACAAGGAAUUGCAAGCAAAAGUGAACGUCCUCAGGAGGCAGCUGGCAGAACUGGAAACGGAGGAUGGGCCACAGGCGAGUCCCUAAGAGCGUGCCCUCGCCCUCCCCAGCCACCAGUGCUCCACCGCCCCCUUGUGCCCCGAGGUCACCUCUACCCACGAACCUGGGACUUGGGCUUUAGAUGUGGGGACCCCAUAGUGUCGUGGAUUUCCCAUUACUUACGAAUGAAAGUUACUAUAACUACUCAUGUAUCGUGUGGCCUGUUAGGCCUCCUCACUUGGGGAACAGGAAGGAGGUGCUAGCCAUUUUAUGUAAAAUAGGUGACCUAUUUAGCGCCAUUCAUGUUAGACGCCGUUUCAUCAUAAGCUGCUUCUCUCUGUCCACUCUGCAGAUAGCACUCCAGAUCAGGCAGGCUGCCGUUCAUCUCGCGAGGGAGGAUUUGUUAGUUUAAAAAAUACUGCAAGUGUAAAAGUAUUUUUCAAAACUGAAAUGGUUGAUAAAUCAAGAUUUUCAUGUUUAACAUGCAUUUUCCAAUAUCUUUGUCCCAUAAAAUAGCCAUUCUCGUUAAAAUAGCAUCGGACUGAAAAAGUGGAAUCCAUUCUUAUUCUGGUUUGUCAAGAAAAAAUCUGAAUACUUAGUCCAGGUAAACUGUUUUCCAAGGCAACAGGCACAGUCCUCUGAUAUUUACAUUCAGAAGUAAAUUCACUUUAACAGUAGACACUAAAACAAUGUGCAAUAUAGAAAUAAAGUAGGAAUUUGUUACUGAUAUGGUGGUGUUAACUGCUGGGUUGGUUUUCAGAUAUUUCUUUUAACCCACCUUUAAAUAUGUAUCAAAUGCUGGGUGUAACAUUAAACCAUCAUUUAGAGGUAAUUUGUCAUAAUUAAGCUACAAAUAUGUUUUCCUUAAACCAGAGAUGCACUGCCCUUGUCUGAAGUUCUUAUUGCACUGGUUUACAUGUGUGUGUAUUCAUUGUUUCGUCUGAUUUUAAGUAUUUUAAGAGUUUACUAAUAUUGAGGUUAAAACUUUCGUGUUGGCUUAAGCCUUUUGACAAUUUAUCUUGCCUGCUGGUGUCCAUUCAGUGUGAGGCCAGUGGAACUCAGUGGAGGUGAAAGUUUGUGAACACGACUCAGCUGUUACAUCUCAGCUUCCAGAGGCAGGUUGGGGUGCGGGGCUCUUCCGGACGGGGUGGCCGCAGUGCGCAGCUUGCCCGUACCUUUCGGCUCGUGGCCCUGCUUGGUUUAGAUGCGACCAACUCUGGUUUUUCUUUAAUGGGAGAGUUGAAGAGUAACCUUUUUAGCACUUCACCCCAUCUGUACACAGCCAUUCAGUGUAAACCACUCCCAAACUGAACCUGCUUUAGAUCUAUGUAUUGAGCUAAAAACAGAAUUUUAAAAAAUCUACUCUAGCGAAGUCUGUGGCCACUGGCAGAGCCUUCGAGAGGUGCCUGUCCCCAGCUGCCGAAGCUGCACCCUUUUCCCAUUUCCUCAGACUGGUAGCAAAAGGCCAGACGACAACCCACAGUCGAAACUUUCUUGGUGACUUCGCCUGCCUUUUCCUCCAACCUCAGCUCUAUUCUUGGGUAUUUUCUUGGCUGUGGUGAGGCACCAUGGGGUGCCGGGGCGGCACGGCUGGCCAGGCAAGGAAGCCGCGCUCUGCUGGCCACAGCUCUGCAUUGCCCUAAACGCCUGUGUUAGUUUUUAUAAAAAGCAAACAUCCCAGCUUUUUACGGCCCCUCAAAACGACCUGCUGCUUUUGUGCACGCAGCCCCUCUUUUUUCCUCCUAUGUCUCAAGACUAGAUAUGAAGAGAGAGUCCUUUCCUUCUUAGCUUGUGGACCCAAAAGGAAAACCAGCUGGAGAUCCUUUUACUGCAUCUUUAUUUUUUUUUCUUUUAUAUUUAAAGAGCAGGUUUAUUAGAAAAGGGACAGAAAAGCAAAAGACACUGCAUAGACACAAGCAGCCAGAAAGAGCGGCCCCUUUGUAGGGACAGCGUUAGGUUUUAUCAUUUUCUUUAGGCAGGGAGAGGCUCAUCUUUGUGAGCCAUCGAUUUUGGAUAACUAUGUGGAAUUUGAAAGGGACCGGAGAUUCUACAGUGGGCUCAAGCUCCAGAGCUUUCACUGCAUCUUUAGAAGGACCCCCUGGUUAUGUGAUUGGCCACUGGAUGGAGCCCCGAAGAGGGCUUUUACUAGGCUUGUUACAGAGAAACCGGUGCUGUCGAUUUGUGCCCACUUCCUGGUGCACGCCCAGAGCACUGCGAGCAGCCUUGGGUUCUUAUUGAGACAGACUCUCGGUUGUCAGGACGCUCAAACCUCAGUUAUGUUUACGGGUCAUAAAAGCAAACUUUGGCAUUAGUGUAUUUGUAAAGGAGUCAUCUAAUAAUGCAAAUAUUUGGGUUUUCCCCACACGAGAACUCUGUCAGAAGUGCAUAAUCAUCAUCAUUCAAAGAGGCUUUUAGAGACACUACUACGUUAUCCACCUGUGCCCUGGAUGGGAAGAACACCUUGGACAUCGUCACGAGAAGAUACUUGUUAAACAUUAAGUGUGGAGACUUGUCUUCAGUCAAUGUGACUUUAAAAUUUUUCUUGAGAACAGUGGCAGAACCACUGAGCGAGCAAAGCCAUGGAAGAGCCGGCAGUAAUGGGGCGGGGGGAGGACUCGGAUGCAGGUGACGUGCUCCUUACUCAUGACCAGGAAAGCUGGUGUGCAGUUUGGGGAUGUGAAAAGUAGGCCCCACAAAGAAUUUUUUUUUUUUUUAAAAAGAAUCUGUUAGAAUCAUCUGUCAGCAGUUCAAGAAACCUUUAAUUUAAAUUACUUUUUUUUUAAAAUCAGAAGAACAGAGUUCACUGAUCAUACAAAAAUAUUAAAACUUUUGGUGGUAAUACUUUUUCAAUAGUUAAUGAAAAGUUUAUCAUUUUGAUUUUAUUAAACAGGAAAAAGAAAGGAAAAAUUGUAACAUAGGUUUUAAAAGUACCGAUAAAUGUAUUUUAUUUUCAAGAAAAAUUAGGACUAUGAAGCAAGGUUUGAAAAUGAUUUUUGGGAAAACUUUGGAAGACAGUAGACACUUAAGAUCCCAAAUGGGGAAUUUUAAAACUUUAAAUUCUAAGGUGUGAUUUAUAGAGAUGAAAUAUCAUUGCUUUUCAUUUUAAAGGAUGGUAUUUAAUGAGAUUUUCAUCUUUGAUUCAGUCAGUAGUUGUAUCAAAUUUAAAAAUCACUGUCCUGGAAAAGAACUGACCAGUAGUUGUUUCUUGUAGAGAAAAAUGGGAAGAUUUUGCUGCAUUAAAGCAAAUUUGCUUACAGAUGUCACUCUUGUAGUUGCCUGGCUUCAGGAUUAGCUACUUUGCCAGUUUUAAUUAGAACACCAGUCUCGCUCAUCAUCUGACCUUACCCUGAGGCAUAAGUUUCGGUCUUUGUGAACCCAAACGGAAGGAACCGAAAACCACAAGGGGGCAUUAGCACGCUCCUCAUGAGGAAGGCAUUUCCUGGGCCGGAAUGACACUAGGCGGAAUCAGCGAUGUCCUGGCCGCCUGGAGGCUUAGCACAGUGAGACCAUCCAGUCUGCUGCCAGGUUUGAGCGCCUUCCAGCGACAGGUCAGGGCUGCUGAUUCUGACCUGGCCUGCGCCUCUCCUACCAGCGCCACAGUCACUUUAUGCACCUCACCGCCCUGACAAGAACACGUCCCAUUAAUAUUUAGUCUUAGAUAAUAUGAAACGCUUGUGUGUUCACGGUCUCAGUUUUCUAACUUUUGUUUCCUUGAAUAAAACAACUUCUACCUUCACUGCAUCUUUAAAAUCCAGUGUCUGCAGUUUCUUCCUUAAACCAAAUGCCCCAAGAGACCCCUGAGGCUCUACUAGGACUAGGCCUUAGAAAGUCUGAACUUGUCUGCAUUCCCUGUUGGAAACCUUGUCUUCUCUCUUGAGCUACUCUACAAAACUAGUUUGUGCUGAAUUUGGUGAAAGAUUUGGGGCUCACUGCAGCUACUACAUUGUCCUGGAAAGUCCAUUCUGACAAGGCUUCCUGACCAAGAGCCAUUCUGGUGUGAGGCUGCAGACAACUAGCUGGUGACAUGUAAGAAAAUGAGUCGUUACAACACUGCCUCGUGUCUGUCUGCCCAAGACAUUUGCUUCUUUUUUAAAAAUGCACCUAUUAGAGAGGUGGGCUGGUCAACAGAAAUGCACCUGAGUUCUGUUGUUCAGAGUCUUUGUGGAUCCAGUACCACCCACACUAAAAUGAUGUCCUUGCACAACUUAGUUAAAAAGAAUGUGUGUUUCUUCGCUAGCCGGGUAUCUGGACUGCACUCUUGAUAUAUUUGAAUGUGACUCUUGGACUUAAGUGCACUAUUAUUCAUGUCUUACACAAUAAAAUUGCACUGUGUGGCAAGUGUGUCUGUAUGUGUGCUUUGCUCGACCCUGAGUGCUGUAAUGUUCAGGUUUCUAUAUUGCAAACCUGUCUCCACUUUUAAUUGGAGGGGGAAAUUCUGAAUUUCUGUAAGUCUGUGUGCCGUUUUAAUAUUACUUGUCAUGUUCGCUAAAUGAUAGAUUCACUUGUGUUCUAAAACUGGAAUCUUCACCUUGAGUUGGCUGCUCUGUCCAGUGUGCUUAACUGAAUCCGUCUUGUCGACAACGGUACUGUUACCUUAGUGUGCAAGAACUGUGUGUGGUGUUCUCCCUCUGCCUCAGAGGGUGUUACACAGAUGCUAGUGUUAAAUUUCUAUAAACAACGGUAAUAAAAUUUGAAUAUAUUCAAAUGCUUGUAAA
Messenger RNA from Talpa occidentalis (Iberian mole), 6339 nucleotides. RefSeq names its product myotubularin related protein 9 (gene MTMR9). The coding region runs from base 23 to 1672 and encodes 549 amino acids. NCBI's taxonomy places the organism in Eukaryota, Metazoa, Chordata, Mammalia, Eulipotyphla, Talpidae. The record is from RefSeq and is a predicted model, not a curated record. The transcript is spliced from 10 exons. Gene Ontology annotation, biological process: negative regulation of autophagy.